AUGGACGCCUUGUUCUUGACGUCGGCCGGCACCGACGGCCACCCUCUCGCUCAGCCCUUCUGGUCGUCCUCUCGCUCUAGCCUGCCCACCUUUGAUGCGCACCGACGAGGUACCGCUCGCGGCCGUUUACAGAACCCCGCGCUCAUAGACAGCAUCCGCCGCAGUGAGGGAAGCCGUGUCGGCCAAGAUACGUGUCGUUACAUGCAGGCUGCCGCGGCCAGCAGUCAGAAGGCGGUGCACCAGCUGCUGAGUCGCCUGCAGACGUACAGAAGCUUUAAACCCUUUCUCUCUCCCCCGGCGCCGUACAGGGACAACCUCUUCACGGAUGACCGCGGCUUUAGCAAUUUUCACGGGCCCUCGUACGGCAGAGGGUCCACUGCGACGGUAAGCAGGGACCAGCUCUGGCAGAUGGUGGACGGGAUCCUCGACACAUCGGUGGCGCAGCUGCUUCAACACAACGCUGAGGGCCACUUCAUCAUGACGCUGCAGUCGACGCUCGGGUUGGAGGCGCCGAUCUCAACGGCGAAGAGUGGCACCGUCAUCGAGAGCCGCAAAGCGGCGACGCCCGCGAUCAAGGGCGGGGCGACGGAGCUGGCAAGCGAGGAGCGCACGCCUGCCGGCGGCCCGCGCCAGCCGCUGCCGCCCGCCUUGCAGAAAACUGCCGUCAUGUCGUCCUUCGCACCAGCGAGCGCGUUGGCGGAUCGCUGGGCUUUGGACCACCCUUCUGCGACAGCUGCCGCGAUCGAAGAGCAGCACCAUGCGUGGGCCAAGUUUGAACAACAGCGGCAGCGCACAAGUCGUUGCUUCUACCUCCAGGCUAUGCAGGAGCAGCUGGAUGUUCUGCAGGCGGAGCAGGCGAGGGAUGCUGCUGACACGACGCACUCGCCCCCAAGCCGCGGCGACCGCUCACACCGCUACCUCGUGGAUAUGCAUAGCCCCAGCGACUCAGAGGACGCGGUGGCCAAAACCGAGGAGGAAAGGCAGCAGGCGCUGUGGCAUACCUUCCAUGAUGGCCCCGUGCUGGGGGUGGGGGCUUCCGAGUCGCUUCAUGAAACGGCACUGGGCGUCCCUGGGAUUGUGAGCGCCUACUUGGAGAGCACUGAUCUGCAAGACUGGCUACACUGCUCAUGGGCGCACCGCACGCACCGUCAUGAGAGCGCCGCUCUGCGUAUACAGUGCGCCUAUCGCGUGUACCGGGCACGGUGUAAGGUGCGCGAGAUGCGAUACGAACGGCGGCAGGCGUUUUUGGCUAGCCUCAGCGCCGAACGCAAGGCUCGACAGGUGUGGGACCUAGCGUUGCAGGUGCAGAAAGACACGACGACGACGACCAGUGGUACCGACAGCACAUUGCGGGCGCUGCAGUUUUUCAUCAACAAGGUGAAUGCCGUUGUGGCGAAGCACCGUGCACGCAAACAAUAUCAGCAGAGGCAGGAUGCUGAGAUAUGCAGGUACGCUGCUACACGCAUACAGGCCGUGUAUCGAGGGCACCGGACACGUGCCUUCGUCACCGAGCUGCGGCAUCCCGAGAUAGUGGCGCUUCGGAAGCACUUACAGCAGGAAAACUGUGCGAAGCUGAUCCAGACGUGCUGGCGACGCUACACCGCACAACGCCAGUGGUGGCGCGCACGGCAUGCGGCGUGUGUGCUGCAGAGUAUGUAUCGAUGCUACGCAGCGCGACGAAUGCUGGCGGAGCGGCGUUACCAACGAAGCCUGGAGGCGUCAGCGGAGCUGACGAAGUUCGCUGUGCAGCGCAUUGAACGGUGGUACGCAUCUUUCCUCGCCGCGCGUAACGCCAUCGGCCGCGCACAUGUGGCGGAGCUGCUCAUGCUGCAGCGGGUGUGUCGUGGCUAUCAGGGCAGGCAUGGCGUUCAAAAGGAGAGGCGGCUGUCGCGCUUCCGCUUCGCUGUGCGCACCAUCGAGCAGCGUCGCUGGCGCGUAAUGGAGGUUCGAGAGGCGAUUGAGAGGCGGGCGGCUCUGAGCGCAACCAACGCGGCCAAGCGUACUGCGUCCAUGCGUGACGAUGCGGCUGUUACGAUCCAACGCGCAUGGAGGCAACGGCGCGUGUUGCAUGUCUGCUAG
Molecule: messenger RNA, 2079 nt
Organism: Leishmania major strain Friedlin
Lineage: Eukaryota; Euglenozoa; Kinetoplastea; Trypanosomatida; Trypanosomatidae
Exons: 1
Coding region: 1-2079 (692 amino acids)
Molecular function (GO): calmodulin binding
Source: RefSeq, a predicted model, not a curated record